Poecilia reticulata (guppy) is the source of this 2633-nucleotide messenger RNA. RefSeq names its product solute carrier family 35 member D3 (gene slc35d3). The record is from RefSeq and is a predicted model, not a curated record. NCBI's taxonomy places the organism in Eukaryota, Metazoa, Chordata, Actinopteri, Cyprinodontiformes, Poeciliidae.
UUUACAUCAUAUUUUUGUUCAUUUCGUUUUAAUUUCACUCUUGAGUUUUAGAUUAUUAUUAUUUUACUCCACCAUGUUAAACAUUGGUCUUUAUUUGUGUUGGAAUCAUUAAAUGUGUUUUCUGAGACGUUUGAUGCGCAUUAGUUGCGUCAUAGAGGCAGCAGCAGCAGCUCGGAGUUCCUGGGAAGUUUGUCCGUGAAUUGAGGAGUUUGGCCCCCGUGGAGGAGCUCCGGGCUCCGGGCUCCGGCUCCCCCUCCCCCCCCGCUGCGGUAAAAUCUCCUGAGUGGCUGCGGUUCGUCCCGCUCCGCCCCCCGCCGCUCUGCCUCCCCCUCAGUGCGCAGCCGGAGCGCAGAGAGGAGAAUCCCUCAGAGGAUCAGCUGGAGGCCCCCCGCCGCCCGGUCCAGGUGAAGCAUGGAGGUGUUCCGGAGCCGGCUGCUGGGGAUCUCCGUGGCCGUGGCGCACGGCGUGUUCUCCGGGUCGCUCAACAUCCUGCUCAAGUUCCUCAUCAGCAACUACCAGUUCGGCUUCCUGACGCUCAUCCAGUUCCUCACCAGCUUCACGGCCAUGCUGGCGCUGGAGAGCCUGCGGCGGCUCGGCAGGAUCCAGGUGCCGCCGUUCGGCAUGCAGCUGGCCAAGGAGUUUGCGCCAGUCUGCAUCCUGUCCACGCUGCAGUCCACGCUGACGCUGUGGUCGCUGCGCGGCCUCAGUCUGCCCAUGUACGUGGUGUUCAAGCGCUGCCUGCCGCUCUUCACGCUCUGCAUCGGGGUGUGCGUCCUCCGCAACGCGCUGCCGUCUGUGGGCGUGGUGACCGCCGUGCUCAUCACCACAGGGGGCGCUGUUCUGGCAGGAGCCGGAGACCUGACUGGAGAUCCGUUUGGUUACGUCACCGGGGUUCUGGCUGUAAUCGUUCAUGCCUCCUACCUGGUUCUGAUCCAGAAAACCAGUCUGGAGAGCCAGUAUGGACCUCUGACUGCACAGUACGCCAUCACCAUCAUGGCGUCGCCGGUUCUGCUCAUCUGCUCCAUCAUCUCCAUGGACGCCCUCAACAUGUGGUCCUACGAGGGCUGGAAGGAACCCCAGAUCACGGCCAUCUUCAUCCUGUGCAUCUUCAUCGGCUGCGCCAUGAACUUCACCACCCUGCACUGCACCUACAUCAACUCGGCCGUCACCACCAGCUUCGUCGGCGUGGUCAAGAGCAUCGCCACCAUCACGGUCGGCAUGCUGGCCUUCAAGGACGUGGCGCCCACGCGGCUCUUCAUCGGCGGAGUGGUGGUGAACACCAUCGGCUCCAUCACCUACUGCGUGGUCAAAUACUUUGAGACGCAGAAGAAGAGUUUGUACGAGGACCUGGAGAAGGACGCGGCGCAGCCUGGAGACCCCUACACCGAGAAACCCCCGCUGAACGGGGAAGAGGCCGCCGCCGGUCCCGGUCCCGGUCCCGGUCCCGAGCCGGAGCCGUUGGAGGGCGGAGACGGGAAAGAGGACGAGGCGCCUCAGUUAUCGAACGGAGCGCUGCCGGUGGGGGGCACCGCCGAGGGAGACGGUGGCCUGAAAUCUGUUGUGAUGACGGAGAAAGAGGCGCUGGAGAUGCAGAGGGAGCACCUCCACCAGGAGAGCGCCGCCUCCGGCCGGUCCGCCACCCAGAACCUGGUAGGAGCAUUGAGGUCCGUCAGGAGUCUGCAGCUCACCAAGAAGGAAAACCUGAUCGAUAACAUGGAGCUUCAGAGUCCAUGAGGGGGGAUGGAGACCCAGACGGACUCUUGAGCUGAAACAGAAAGGAACUCAGCGGACAGAGACCGGACGGAGACGGACAGACCGGACCGGACGGAGACGGACAGACCGGACCGGACGGAGACGGACAGACAGGAGGACGUCUUUCAUUUGCAUCGGCCCGCUUGGCAAAUGCUUGAUGGUCUUGUUGGCUUCCUUAUCUCUCUGCUGAAGAUUCACGGCCCAGAACUCCGGAACCAGGAGGCGGACUGACCGCGUCUCCAUGGUAACGAGCAGUUCCAGUUUGAGCCAGCAGGGGGCGGCGCAGAGCACGGCUAGCAUGACGCGGUCCGGUCAGAACCCGGCUGGACCGAACCCUGCAGGUCCGGUUUGCGCUUCAUUUGCUCCCAUUUCAUCACCAAAGCCAAAAUAAUCGAAAUGAACGAGUCGGUUCUGUUCCGUGUUCUUCGGGUCAUCCGGGUCAUCAGAGGUUUGUCUGUUUACCUAAAAGAGCCAAACGAAGUAAUUUAACUAAGAAUUUAGUUUCUAUGACGUUUUUACUUCUUCACCUCAGCAGGUGGAUUUUUAUUUCAGGUUUUAUUAAACUGCUGUUUUUCUUUCUGGUUUGGUUCUGAACUUAUGAGUCUCAAAAUGCCAAAAAUGUUUAUUAUUAUUAUUAUUAUUAUUAUUAUUAUUAUUUUCAGUGUUUUCACAGCUGAGAAGGGAAAAACUCAGAGUCACAACGGUUUGAUUCCACUGUGGCCUUUUUAUUUACUGUAAUCUGUUUCUAAAACCUCAGUAAUAAAACAACGUUUGGUUGUUUUUGUCGUGACAGAAUAAAGGGACUCCAUCAUGUCAGCUGUUUAGAAAUGUCUGCUGUGUGUAUCAUUCACUGAGUUCAUAUUAAAUGGCUGCCAGACUGA